Messenger RNA from Nomia melanderi (Alkali bee), 3579 nucleotides. NCBI's taxonomy places the organism in Eukaryota, Metazoa, Arthropoda, Insecta, Hymenoptera, Halictidae. The record is from RefSeq and is a predicted model, not a curated record.
ACGAAACGCUAUCCCGCGGCGACGUAAUAGAGACGGGUGGCGUCGUUCCGAGAUUCGCGCGCGCGGCAACUCGGAACGAUCGAAAAGUUCGGAGGGCAGUCGGUUCGAAGCCAGCUUUGAGUCAUUGGUCGAUAUUCUAAAAGCGAUCAAACCACGGCGAUACACGCGGCAGAGUUGUUUUUUUCCGAAAUACCUCGGUACCCGGCUCCGUCGCGGAAUGAGCAGCUUCGCCGACAGGACUCGUGCCGAUGCGGAACUCUAGAGACGGGCGCAUAGGGGAGAAAUGCAAGCGCACUUCACGUUUCGUGUGAUAUCGGUGACGAUCAUCUGUUGGAACGGGAACGGGUACGGGUACGGAUAUGGGUACGGGUACGGCCGCGGGCACGAUCAGAUUAACAAAGGGAAACUCGAAAAGAAGGAGGAUGAUUCAUUCUGCCGACCGUUCCCUGGGAUCGUUUUGGAAGAGAAGAAAAUUCGACGGUUCGACAACGGAAGUUUAGUUCACAAUCAACUGACAUUCCCGAAGGAUUCUUAUCGGGUGUUCGGCAAUCAGACUUUUGGGUGUGUGUGCAAUCUGCGUGCCUGCCUGAAGAAGUGUUGUCGUCGCAACGAAAUACUGGGCGCCGGUGACCGACCGAAUUGCACUAGAUUAACGAACGGCUCUCUCGGGCCUGAUCUGAUUCUGCAACGGGCCCAACUCGCUCCCGAGAUGCACGAGAUCGCGAACCGAGCGAUCGGGGAUUUGUUCGUACUCGUGGAGAACAUGGAUUGUCCUAAGAAUACGGUCAGAUACAUGCUCGAGCCGGAGAAGUAUAAGGACGACACGUUCGUUCUCGAACGAAACGGCACCCUUCGGACGGCCACGAGUAUAUUCUCGGCGUGGAAUUAUUGCCUCGACUGGAAGGAGUCUUUUCAGAAGAUCGGCGUCCUCGUUUGCCUCAACACUACGGGAGGUUCUCCCCCGAACGAGCAGGAAACCUACUACAACAUUGGCAUUAUAAUUUCCAUUCCGUUCUUCCUCGCCACGUUUCUAGUUUACGCGAUUAUUCCAGAAUUGAGAAGUCUUUACGGGAAAACCUUGAUGUGUUACGUCGCCUGCCUCGUUCUCGCGUACACCUUCCUCGUGGUGGCCAGUCUGUUCUACUUCGCGUUUCACCUGUGCUCCGCAAUAGACCGGACGACUAACGAUAAUCAGUCGGUUCGCGAAACCGUGCUUACAACUAUGCUCAGCAUUCAUCCCAGUCGGGAAACUGUUUCCAACGUAAAGAAAAUUUGGUUCGUGUCGGUGAUGUCGACGCUGUCGAUAGUAUUGCUGUUGGCUGUGGUGUCAGUGAUAUCGGCGCUAUCGGAUCGCGCGAUCCUCAAGGCUUCUCCGAACGGCAGUUUCAGUGAGAACGGAACCACCGAUCUGGUUAUGCGUUUCGCCCCGAAACUUCUGGUCCCUCUUUGCUGCCAGCUGCAUUAUCGAGCAACGAAGGAAGGAUGCGUCGAAGCGAUCGGCACCGUUAAUCGGUUCCCUCCCCUUUAUCGUUCCGGUGACAUGGCGUUGCUCGACGGAGCUCCGACCACGGACAGCUUCCGUUUCGUCGUUAACAAUCCUUGCAACGAUCGGUUCCGACUCGAACCCGACAAGUACCCGGACGAUCGGUUCAUGUUCCUCGACAACGGGACCAUUUACAAACCAGUGGAGAACGUCCUCUUGGAGCGGAACUUCUGUUUCGCUCGGAUGGAGAGCGACGAGUACGUCGUGCUCGUUUGCUUCGACGAGGAAGAGGUGCAAGAUGAUAACACGUUGUCCAUUGGAAUGAUCGUGUCAGCGCCGUUUCUCCUCGCCACUUUGCUCGUUUACACGGUGAUACCCGAAUUGAGGAACCUGCACGGACUGACGCUCCGCGGAUACGUUAGUUGCCUGUUCAUCGGCUACACGUUGAUCCCGCUCGCACAUAUCGCGCCGGAAGUGUGGAUCACGGACCCAGUCUGUGUCGCAUUCGCUUUCAUCAUCCACUUCUCGUUUCUGGCCAGCUUCUUCUGGUUGAACGUGAUGUGCUUCGACAUUUGGUGGACAUUCGGAGGUUUCCGAUCACUUCAAGGCAGCGUGAAGCAGAGGGAACGAAAGAAAUUUGUAAUAUAUUCGAUCUACGCCUGGGGUAGCGCAACCAUCCUUACCUGUAUUUGCAUUCUGAUGGAGUACCUACCUAAUAUCCCAGAAAACUUUAUUCGACCGCAAUUCGGAGUAGGAAGCUGUUGGUUCGGAACGGACCAAGCGAGAGCAAUAUACUUCUACGGACCCAUGGGUAUUACGGUGUUCUGUAACAUAUGCCUCUUCGUCUCCACGGCGGUGAAGAUUAUAAAGCACAAGAAGGACACGGCUAAUCAUUUAAGAGGCGCGGAUAGCAGGCGACACGACGACAACAAACAAUGGUUCAGUCUGUACUUGAAAUUGUUCAUUGUAAUGGGGAUCAGUUGGUCGAUGGAGAUAAUAUCGUGGCUGUUCAACAAUUCACCGCGGUUCAUCUGGUAUCUGACCGAUUUGACGAAUACGUUGCAAGGUGUACUGAUCUUUCUGAUCUUCGUCUGGAAAGAUAAAAUCAGGCGUUUGCUUCUGAAGAAAUUCGGCUGCCACGGGUCCAACGUUGUUUCGAGAAAUUCGACGCGCAGCGCGUACCACAGCUCGACCUCGCGCACUGGUACGUCGACGGUGCAGACAGCGGUACCGACGAACGUAUCAUCGACACCGGCAUCCGCAACGACAACGAUAUCCGCAGCGACGACCACACUGCUCCAGGAAAAGGGUAAUGAACCGUUACCUCUGCAGGAGGAUAAUUUAAAGUUGUCCGAAUAUAACGGUCACUGUUUUUAAAAUAUAAUUCUUAGCGCGCGCGUUGUUGCUUUCAUAUCGAUGUUCAUUGUCAAUCUUACAUGUACGCUCGUGAUCGAUUUACGCGGAACUUUGAUUUCAGCGAAUGAAUAAGUAAGAUGGGAAAAGGCCAAAAACAUACUAUCUAGUCGUUGAAUUACUAGCAUUAUAUAAUAAUUAGACUGCAAGUGCUCGUGUGGAUUUAUCGUUUUUGUAAACAAUUCUACGGAAGCUAGUGUCAAAGAUAAAUUUAUUUUUGAUCGAGUUACAAAUCGAAUAGAAACUUUUAUUAACUCUCGUUGAAUAUUUUCUUUUUCUGAAUGUUUUACAUAUCUGCAUGCGGCGUCAAUAGAUCCAUGUUUAUAAUAUUCUAGUUAAUGGGUUUUAUUACAAGUCUAGUUACGGGGCAAUGAUUGGAAACUUCCGAAUGAUUUUCGCAAAAGCAAACUCCAAGCAUUUGAAACGAUCUCCGAAUCGAUGGAACAUGCAUUUCCACAUAUACGAUAAACAUCUAUUUUAGCAUUUAUUGAUCACGGUCUCUUCUUCACUGUGAUGUAUGGAACCUGACAGUUUACGUAAAAACAUGCCAAAUAUGGAAUGAUUAAAGUGUGUCGGCGAAUGUACUUUAACAAUACCAUAAGUGUUAUUCACCGUUCCGUCUCUGUGAGACGAGCUGUGCGAACAAAUUUUCUACAUUUCUUUUUAUGUGUCAGACAUAUGUA